Messenger RNA from Drosophila serrata, 1995 nucleotides. Its product is annotated as protein ROP. Gene Ontology annotation, biological process: vesicle-mediated transport. Lineage: Eukaryota; Metazoa; Arthropoda; Insecta; Diptera; Drosophilidae. The record is from RefSeq and is a predicted model, not a curated record.
AUGGCUUUGAAAGUAUUAGUUGGUCAAAAGAUCAUGAACGAGGUGGUCAAGUACAAGCCUCCAGCUCCGAAAAAACAAGUCACGUCAGCUCCCAAGGCUGGCGCCGGUGGAAUGGAAUGGCGUGUCCUGGUAGUAGACAAGCUGGGUAUGCGCAUGGUCUCGGCUUGCACCAAAAUGCAUGAGAUAAGUGCCGAGGGAAUCACCUUGGUGGAAGAUAUUAACAAGAAGCGUGAGCCAUUGCCAACUAUGGAUGCUAUUUAUUUGAUAACCCCAUCGGAUGAGUCGGUUCGUUCUUUGAUUCGGGAUUUUGAGAACCCCGCUCGCCCAACCUACCGAUACGCGCACGUCUUUUUCACUGAGGUUUGCCCAGAGGAAUUAUUCAACGAUUUGUGUAAAUCGUGCGCUGCAAGAAAGAUCAAAACUCUAAAGGAGAUUAAUAUUGCAUUUCUUCCUUACGAAUGCCAGGUGUUCUCGCUGGACUCGCCGGACACGUUCCAGUGCCUGUAUUCGCCGGCAUUCGCUUCCAUCCGAAGCAAGCAUAUUGAACGCAUCGCGGAGCAGAUCGCAACUCUAUGCGCUACUCUGGGGGAAUACCCGAACGUGCGCUACCGCUGUGACUGGGAUCGGAACAUUGAUUUGGCUGCAUCCGUGCAGCAGAAGCUGGACGCCUACAAGGCCGACGAACCAACCAUGGGCGAGGGACCGGAGAAGUCCCGUUCACAGCUAUUAAUCCUGGAUCGUGGCUUCGAUUGUGUCUCGCCGCUCUUGCAUGAACUGACACUGCAGGCCAUGGCCUAUGAUUUGCUUCCAAUCGUAAACGACGUCUAUCGGUAUACACCUGGGCCCAACCAGCCCGAUAAGGAGGUGUUGUUGGAUGAGAACGAUGACUUGUGGGUGGAGCUGCGCCACGAGCAUAUUGCUGUAGUGUCCACUCAAGUGACGCAGAACUUGAAAAAGUUUACCGACUCCAAGAGGAUGAGCUCCACCGAUAAGUCUUCAAUGCGCGACUUAUCGCAAAUGAUUAAAAAGAUGCCGCAGUAUCAAAAGGAACUGUCCAAGUACUCGACCCAUUUGCAUUUGGCCGAGGACUGUAUGAAGUCCUACCAGAACUAUGUCGACAAACUUUGCCGAGUUGAACAGGAUUUAGCGAUGGGAACCGAUGCCGAAGGGGAGAAGAUUAAGGAUCAUAUGCGUAACAUUGUUCCCAUUUUGUUAGAUGCGAAUGUCUCCAAUUAUGAUAAAGUUCGCAUAAUUGCGCUUUAUGUGAUGAUCAAGAAUGGAAUAUCGGAGGAGAACUUGACCAAACUAUUCACCCAUGCGCAGUUGUCGCCCAAGGAUCAGGACAUGGUUCGAAAUCUGAAUUAUUUGGGAAUCAAUGUCAUUGCCGAUUCCCGCAAGAAGAUCUACUCCGUGCCGCGAAAAGAACGAAUCACCGAGAGCACCUACCAAAUGUCUCGCUGGACACCUGUCAUCAAGGACAUCAUGGAGGAUUGCAUAGAGGAUAAGUUGGAUCUGCGUCAUUUCCCCUUCCUCGAGGGCCGUGCCCAAAACACCAACUACCAUCAGGCACCUGCCAGUGCUCGGUAUGGCCACUGGCACAAGGACAAGGCCCAGGCGCAGGUGAAGAACGUCCCCAGACUCAUUGUGUUCAUUGUGGGCGGCGUCAGCAUGUCGGAGAUGAGGUGCGCAUAUGAAGUAACCAAUGCGGUUCGCAACUGGGAGGUCUUGGUCGGAUCCUCACAUGUCCUAUCUCCCGAGAUCUUUCUGAGCGACUUGGGUAGCCUAUCCAAGGAAGAUUAAAUAUAUUAACGUAAUAUAAUUCAUAGUAAAAUUAAUUCAUAGUCUUGCUAAACGAUUCUUUGAUGUUUGUCGAGUUUAUAAAAAAUUGUUUGUUAUUCGUAAUCGAAAGUUCAAUAUACAUACAUAUGUAAUUCCCUAAACAAAUGAAAUCAAAUUAAAUACCUAUUACAAAUGCUAUCAAUUAUAUACAAUUAU